AAGGAAAGAGGCACGAACCUUCGCCAACAUCCAGCGUCGACUCCAUCAUCAUCUUCCGCCUGCGAAGGGACGCAGAAGAACAUACGGAAGGGUCGAGAAGUUACGCCGGCCGGACGGACGGACGGACAGCCUCAAGCCAGUGAGACCGACGGCAGAACGGGGCUCCUCAAGGACCGAUAGGCUGCAUCAUCUCGCCAUGCACGGCUGCUCCCGCGACUCUACUCGUGUGGCAACCGGCUGAGGUACUCCCACGGAAGCGUUCCAGAGUAGUCAAACAGCGCACGCAGACAGGCAGAGAACACAGAGACAGUCAGAGACAUACGGAUAUAAGCAACGACAACGACGCAAGGAGUGGCAGGGAGACAAGGGUCGCUCUCCGUCACAGGCCAAGGCUAGCCCUCUCUGUUGUCUUGUCCUGGUUCCUGGGGGACAAGGCGCUUCUCUUCCGCCCCCGUUUGAACCGUUUUACUAUAUCUCCAAGCAACCUCGCCUUAUUCUGACCGUUCGUCCUUUGUACUUUGAUCCAUAUCCAACACACUUAUCUACGACACUUCCUUCCCCGCUAUGGUGACUCCGGUGGAGUCUCAGCACCCUGAGUCAAUGGCCUCCUUUGCGCCGACAAGACACUUUAUCCGUGUCUCGCUUGCCUGUGUCCAAUGCCGAUCGCGGCAUCUAAAGUGUGAUGCAAAGGCCCCUCGGUGCUCUCGCUGUCAAACGGAUGGGAAGCAGUGCACAUAUCUCAAGUCCCGCCGUGGCGGGCGUCGCAGACCGACCUCUUCUCCCUCCCCUAUGCCAGCAGACCUUCCCAUGCAGCACGCUGCUGUCUUGCCGCCGCCUCCAGACUGUGCCUCCCUUCCCGUACCAGACGAAAACAUCUUCAAUGAUGCGUACUGUGGAGUACCCAGAUCCAUUCCAAUGGUGACGACCACCCGCGGAAAUACUAGCAGUGGCAGCAGCCCAACUACCAACUCGGAGGCGCAAAUGGAAGACCUGCUCAACAUGUACUACAAGUACUUUCACAUCUCGCACCCGUGUGUCCUCCCACGAUGGUCCUUUCAGAUACGGCUGUCCCAGGACCCAGUUACUCUGCGCCCAUUGCUACUGACAAUGCAGUACAUCGGUGCCCUCUUCACUCCUUCGGUCACUUCCUCUGCCUUCGAGCCAGAAGUCUUGCAAGCUUUUGCAGACUUUAGAGCUUCCGGCGCAAAGCCGACUGGUUAUCAUGUCCAGGCUUGGCUGUUGUACUCUGUGGCUGUAUAUUGGUGUAAUGAGAUCGAGAGGGGCCUCAAGCUACUCGAUGAAACAAUUCGAAUGGCCCUUGACCUAGGGAUGCAUUUGGAUUCCUUCGCGCAACGGUAUGGUGAAAAUAACCCGUUACUAGAAGAGAGCUGGAGGCGGACCUGGUGGCAGCUAUACGUCAUUGAUGGACAUGUUGCCGGAAGUACCCACACUUUCCCAUUUAGAACAAGCCACAUACAGCCAACCACUGCUCUUCCCUGUGAAGAAGAGCUUUACGAAAAAGGGGACAUUCCAAAGCCGAGAACAUUGUACGAGUACGAUAUGCGUGAGUUUGCAGAUGAUGAAGACCAAGAUUUUUCAUCGUUCGCGCACCUCGUUGGUCUUACUCGUGGGCUGGACCUAGCCUUAUCUGGGCGCCGGCCAAACAACCCAGACCCACCCAGUGUCGUAUGCUCCCGCGUAGACACAUGCAUGCGGGCAUGGUGUUCGCUUAUACCUCCAAAAAAACGAUGUCUUGCCCGGGAGGAUGGUACAAUUGACGAACAGCUAUUUAAAGCAAACAUGCUGGUCCAUACAUAUAUCGUUGAUCUGCAUCGUGAGCUAUCAAGUUUGUCCUACAGCCCUAUCGAGUCUGUGUCAAGAUGUGCCCCACCGGCACCCGCAGAUGCCAACAAUCCAAACAAAACACUCAAGGAUGUUCAAAUACACACGUCCAAAGUUCUGCUUGCUGUGGAUAAGUUUAAUGAUCUCCUCACCCUCCCAACGACCAUAAUAUCACAUACUCCCUUCGUCAUCUGCAUGAUUGCAAACACAACAAUCGCCCACCUCUCGGCUUGCAAACACCUCUACCGUGACAAGACUCUGCAAAUAGAACGAGAGCGUAUCCGCUUGAACAUGGGCGCCCUUAAAACCCUUAGCAUGUACUGGCCUCUAGGGAAACGGACGUACCGCGAGAUGGCUACUAUUGCCCGUGACAUCUUGUCGCUCACCGACAGAGACAUCAGCCCUAUAAGUAAUUCAGACAGAGCAGCCGUCAGAUCAUUAGACACUACACCACCCUCAGUGCAACCCAGUCCUCCGCCACCACCUCCAGUUGCUGCUACUGCUCCUACCUCUGCUCCUACUGUUGCCUCCACACAAGCACCAAGCACAGCUCCUCCAAACCCCGUCAUUCAUAACCAUCAUGACCAGCAACCAGCAAUGAUACCAAAUACUACCUCACAUGGAGUAAUAAUGCCUCAUGCCCCUCCAGCUUCCUAUCCCGAUGUCUUGUCUUUCGACUUCAACGGUAUCUUCGACGUUGGUGAUUUAUUUGACAAAUCCAUGACCUACGAUUAUUCCGUGUUGUCACUUCCGUCGUCCGUAACACAGGAUGUAUCUUGACCCAUGUCCCGAGAUCACGAUUAAUGCCCGAGAAAGUACUAUUGGUUUGUUUGGCUGGAUUAUUUUUUUAUUCUUUUCUCCUUUUCCCUUUGGUGCCUUUGAAUAUGCCGCGUUUAUAUACAUGCACCUGGCUAUGCUCUCCGUUUGGAUAUCCCGAGUGAUGGUUUCGACGAACUCAUCUCUGUUUUCAUUUAUCUUUUUUCCUGUAUAUUUAACACAUCAUUUUGAACACGUUAAUAUAUCCAUUUUAGCAUGCAGGAAUAUAUCAUUCGCUCGCUGAACAUUGCUAUGCAAAAGAAUCCCUCGGCUAGGAAGGCAGAAACAAGGUCGCAAAAGCUUCAGACGAGAAAUUUGAUCCUUCAGAGCGAAAGUAACUUGGGUGUCCAUCGUUGAAUUAACUAAAUAAGGUUGUUCCGGCUGACUAA
Trichophyton rubrum CBS 118892 is the source of this 3047-nucleotide messenger RNA. RefSeq lists its product as uncharacterized. The transcript has 3 exons. NCBI's taxonomy places the organism in Eukaryota, Fungi, Ascomycota, Eurotiomycetes, Onygenales, Arthrodermataceae. The coding region runs from base 565 to 2622 and encodes 685 amino acids. Gene Ontology annotation, biological process: regulation of DNA-templated transcription; DNA-templated transcription. The record is from RefSeq and is a predicted model, not a curated record. Gene Ontology annotation, molecular function: zinc ion binding; DNA-binding transcription factor activity, RNA polymerase II-specific; DNA binding.